Molecule: messenger RNA, 776 nt
Organism: Clarias gariepinus (North African catfish)
Lineage: Eukaryota; Metazoa; Chordata; Actinopteri; Siluriformes; Clariidae
Gene: mrpl22
Product: mitochondrial ribosomal protein L22
Exons: 7
Coding region: 81-701 (206 amino acids)
Biological process (GO): ribosome assembly; translation
Cellular component (GO): ribosome; mitochondrial large ribosomal subunit
Molecular function (GO): structural constituent of ribosome
Source: RefSeq, a predicted model, not a curated record
AUAUCUUCCAUACAAGAAGAUAACGAAACCCAGGCGUUUUUACGACACUGCCGGAAAACAAACUGUAUUUUCGUUCCAACAUGGCGGCCUCCAUGGUGACACCGAGUGGUGCUACACUACUGAGUCGUUUGUUUGGACAAAUUCCUGCAAGGGUUCUCGCACCGUUCUCUCAGACAUCGUGUCUUCACACCAGCACAGCGUUAAACAACAAGAACUGGGAGAAGAAAAAUCGCAUCUUAUACCCACCUCAGGAGAAGGAUGAGCCGCGGAGACUCGCCGAGGUCUUUCAUUGCAGACGUCAGAUUAAGUACAGCAAGGAUAAGAUGUGGUACCUGGCCAAGUUGAUCAGAGGCAUGACCAUCGACCAGGCGCUGGCUCAGCUCGAGUUUAACGACAAGAAAGGAGCCAAAAUAAUAAAAGAGGUCCUUUUGGAAGCUCAGGAAAUGGCAGUGAAGAACCACAACGUUGAAUAUAAAUCCAAUUUGUAUGUGGCCGAGUCUUUCUCGGGUAAAGGCCAGUACCUGAAACGCAUCCGCUACCACGGCCGCGGCAUGUUCGGCAUCAUGGACAAGGUAUACUGCCAUUACUUUGUGAAGCUGGUGGAGGGCGCGCCUCCCGCGGUGGAGCAGAGGACGCCGUUUGACGAGGCCAAGGAGUACGUGGAAGAGCUGAAGAACCGCACCAUCAUCCACUCGCUCUGAAUCCAUGCAAGAACUCGUCUGUUUGUGUAAAUAGUAUCCGAAUAAAAUGAUUAAAAAUGUCUGAAAUUUAGUGAA